GCUGGAAACCAGGGGAGGUUCAACAAGUUAAGCUGAAGACUGAAGUCGGAGCUGGGUCAGGUGGCCACUUUACCAGCCCUGGACCUCCACAACUAUGGCCUCCUGCGCAGACUCAGAUAAUAGCUGGGUACUUGCUGGCUCUGAGAACCUGCCUGUGGAGACUCUGGGCCCAGAACCCAGGAUGGACCCAGAAUCUGAGGGAGCCUCCCAGAUCACUUGGGACCCCUCCAAGGCAGGUGACAAAGAAUUAAUUGGAACCUUGGAUGGAGAAGAGAUGCUUUUCCAGACAGAAAGUUCCCAGAAUGAAAGUGCUGCCCUGCCAGAGAUGACUAAGGCCAAGGGCACUCUGGGAGGUAAUGGUCACGGGAUGGAGCCCCCUGGAGACACAGUGGUCCAGGAAGAUUUGCAGGAGACACCUGUGGUGACAAGCCUGGGACCAGACACACAGGACCUGGAGAGUGAGAGCCAGCCACAGAACCUGCCCUCAAGUCCCAAAGCAGUUUGGAAAGAGUUCCACUGCUCCAGCAGUGGUGAUGACACUGAUGUGGAUGUGGAAGGUCUGCGGAGACGGAGGGGCCAGGAGCCCAUCCUAUCCCAACCUGUGAUACCUGUGGAUGUGGAGGACCAGGCCAAGGGCGAGGGUAGAGGUGGAGAGCUGGGCAUCUCCCUCAACAUGUGUCUCCUGGGAGCCCUGGUUCUUCUGGGCCUGGGGAUUCUCCUGUUCUCUGGUGCACUGUUGGAGCCUGAGACUGGGCCCAUGGAAGAAGCAGAGCUGCAGGUCCUUUCAGAUACUGGGCCAGGGGCUGAGUUGGCUGAUACUGUGGGGAACAGGCAGGAUGAGAUGGAGCAGGUACAGGCCUCAGUUCUACCAGGCAGUAUCCCCAGCCUGCAGAGCAUGGGGCUUCUUCUGGACAAGUUGGCCAAGGAGAACCAGGAUAUCCGGCUGCUGCAGGCCCAGCUGCAGGCUCAGAAAGAAGAGCUUCAGAGUCUGUUGCAUCAGCCCAAAGGGCUGGAGGAGGAGAAUGCCCAGCUCCGUAAGGCCUUGCAGCAGGGCAAGACCUCCCACCAGGCCCUAGAGUCAGAACUGCAGCAGCUCAGGGCCCAACUCCAGGGGCUAGAGGCUAACUGUGUCCAGGGCGUAGAUGGUGUGUGUCUCAGCUGGGGUGGAGGCCCACAGAUUGACAAGGCCACCAACAAUCAAGGCCACCGUGGUCAGGAGCCUGACUCCAGCUUAUUAGAGCAGCAAAGGCAGCUAGAGGCAGAGGCCCAGGCCCUAAGGCAGGAGCUGCAGAGGCAUGGGCAGGUGCUGGGCUCUAUGCACCGUGACCUGCAGAGGGCCUUGCAAGAUGUUGGCCAAGGAGCCCCAGCUCAUGCUGGCCUGGCUGAACUUGGUCACGUGUUGGCCCAGACAUUGCAGGGCCUGGAGAAUUGGGGUCAUAACACUGGCAUAGCCUCCAAUAACUCAGAGGCCUGGCACCAAAAGCCCCACUUCCAGAAUUCCAGGGAGUGGAGUGGAAAGGAGAAGAGGCAUGGUGGGCACAGGGACCAGAAGGCCGAGUACUGGAAGUAUAGGAAGGAGGAGGCAGGCCGGGAGAGGAAGAAAAACUGGAGGGAUGAGGGCAGGGAAUCAGCAGGUGGGUGGAAGGAAGACAAGCCAAGGGGAGAAUAUGGGAACAGAAAGGAUGGCAAGCGACAGGACCCCAAGGCACACCCUAGGAAGAGUGGGAACCCCCGCUCUGGAGAAAGACAGAAGCAUUCUUGGGGGGAAGGCAAUAGCCCUGAGGCCCUGUCCUCCUGGGAGGAGCUUCUGAGACGCAAGUACAGGCCCCCUCAGGGCUGCUCAGGUGUGGCUGACUGUGCCCGGCAGGAGGGCCUGGCCCUCUUUGGUGUGGAGCUGGCCCCUGUGAGACAGCAGGAGCUGGCCUCUGUGCUGAGAACAUACUUGGCGCAGCUAUCCUGGGCGGGGCAGCUGACCAAAGAGCUGCCCUUGUCACCUGCUUAUUUCGGAGAAGAUGGCAUCUUCAGGCAUGACUGCCUUCGCUUCCGGGAUUUUGUGGAUGCCCUAGAGGACAGCCUGGAGGAGGUGGCACUAAAACAGACCGGUGAUGACGAUGAAGUGGAUGACUUUGAGGACUUUGUCUUCAGCCACUUCUUUGGAGACAAGGCACUGAAAAAAAGGUCAAGGAAGAAGGAGAAGCACUCUGGGAAUCCCAGAGUUGUGGGCCCUAGGGAAGAGCACAGCCGCCAUCCCCACCACUACCACCAUGGCUGAGCCCUGGCCCUUUGGCAACAAUGGGCCUUGACAUGCAGCCAGCUGAAGAUCCCUGGGAUUACGUGACCCUAGAUCCUAUGCUCUCACUCUCCACCGUGUCCCUCUUGGCUCUUCAGUACCCUUGAAUGUCCUUCCCAGAAGAAAGCAAAGUUCUUGGCCCUGUACUGGUACCACUUUUGCUAGAAAAAGGCCAUAAAUGGCUCUACUGAA
Messenger RNA from Psammomys obesus (fat sand rat), 2482 nucleotides. RefSeq names its product PBX homeobox interacting protein 1 (gene Pbxip1). Lineage: Eukaryota; Metazoa; Chordata; Mammalia; Rodentia; Muridae. The transcript has 11 exons. Bases 95 to 2272 code for a protein of 725 amino acids. The record is from RefSeq and is a predicted model, not a curated record.